AACUGGCUACAUUAGCAUACCUGCAGCCGUCCUGAUAGCCUCAGUACACCACAUCUCUUCGCAGAGAUUAGUCUUCCCACAAUGUCGGAGCUAAAAUACCUGUCAGGAUUCGGAUCGGAGUUUAGUUCAGAAGACCCGCGUCGGCCGGGCGCAUUGCCAGUCGGUCAGAACUCUCCUCAACGCUGUCCGUACGGCCUCUACGCUGAACAACUCUCUGGGUCCGCAUUUACCGCGCCCCGAACAGAGAACAAACGAUCCUGGCUCUACAGAAUCCGUCCAUCCGUCGUGCACCAGCCGUUCAAAAAGAUAGACAUCGCUAAAUAUCUCACCCACAACUGGGAUGAAGUGGAACCAGAUCCUAAUCAGUCUCGUUGGCUACCCUUCGAUAUCCCGCCAGCGGAUCAGAAGGUGGACUUCGUGCGGGGUCUGCACACGGUGUGCGGCGCAGGGGACCCGCGGGCACGUCACGGCCUCGCCAUACAUGUCUACCUCUGCAACACAUCUAUGGAUAAGAGUGCAUUUUAUAGCAGCGAUGGAGACUUACUUAUUGUACCACAACAAGGAAACCUGAAGAUCACUACGGAAUUCGGUAUAAUGAAGAUAUGUCCCAACGAGAUAGCCGUGAUACAGCUCGGCAUGAGAUUCGCUGUCGAAGUGGAAGGUCCUAGCCGGGGCUACAUUUUAGAAGUAUUCGAUGGCCACUUCAAGCUGCCUGAUUUGGGUCCUAUUGGGGCAAAUGGUUUGGCAAACCCUCGUGACUUUCUAACCCCAGUUGCUUGCUACCAAGACGAAGACGUACCAGGAUUUAAAAUAAUAAACAAAUACCAAGGCGCACUUUUCGAAGCCGUCCAGAACCAUUCUCCUUUCGAUGUUGUGGCUUGGCACGGGAACUAUGUGCCUUAUAAAUACGAUCUGAGCAAUUUCAUGGUCAUCAACUCCGUAUCAUUCGACCAUUGUGACCCUUCUAUAUUCACGGUGUUGACAUGUCCGUCGACAAAGCCCGGUGUGGCGAUCGCAGACUUUGUCAUCUUCCCACCGCGAUGGUCUGUGCAGGAAAACACAUUCAGACCUCCGUAUUAUCACAGGAAUUGUAUGAGUGAGUUCAUGGGACUUAUCCUCGGCUCGUACGAGGCGAAAGAGGACGGUUUCCUUGCGGGCGGUGCGUCUCUGCACUCCAUGAUGACGCCGCACGGACCCGACUCGCAGUGUUUUGACGCCGCGUCCAAUGCUACAUUAGUACCUCAGAAGAUUGCAGUUGGCACUCAGGCAUUUAUGUUCGAGUCAUCUCUGAGUAUGGCCAUCACACGCUGGGGUUUGCAGACUUGUCAUAAGCGAGACACCAAAUACUACGAAUGUUGGCAGAAACUACCCAAACUCUUCUCUGACAAGAUACAAGUUUAAUGUUUAUUGUUUUGUAGUCCAAAAUAAAGGUCCACUGCCAAAACACUGGUUUAAUUUUUUAUUUAAU
Molecule: messenger RNA, 1468 nt
Organism: Papilio machaon (common yellow swallowtail)
Lineage: Eukaryota; Metazoa; Arthropoda; Insecta; Lepidoptera; Papilionidae
Gene: hgo
Product: homogentisate 1,2-dioxygenase
Exons: 10
Coding region: 82-1401 (439 amino acids)
Biological process (GO): L-phenylalanine catabolic process
Cellular component (GO): cytoplasm
Molecular function (GO): homogentisate 1,2-dioxygenase activity
Source: RefSeq, a predicted model, not a curated record